Schistocerca serialis cubense is the source of this 1934-nucleotide messenger RNA. RefSeq names its product gamma-aminobutyric acid receptor alpha-like. Lineage: Eukaryota; Metazoa; Arthropoda; Insecta; Orthoptera; Acrididae. The transcript has 12 exons. Gene Ontology annotation, cellular component: synapse; neuron projection; membrane. The record is from RefSeq and is a predicted model, not a curated record. Gene Ontology annotation, molecular function: neurotransmitter receptor activity; GABA-A receptor activity; extracellular ligand-gated monoatomic ion channel activity. Gene Ontology annotation, biological process: monoatomic ion transmembrane transport; regulation of membrane potential; nervous system process. The coding region runs from base 1 to 1614 and encodes 537 amino acids.
AUGUGUCGGCAGGAGCUGGCGAGGUCCGCCGGCGCGCAGUGGAACAACCACCGCAACAUCUCGGAGCUGCUGGACAACCUGCUCAGCGGGUACGACAACAGCGUUAGGCCAGACUUCGGCGGUCCCCCGGCUAUCGUGGAAGUAGACAUCAUGGUGCGCAGUAUGGGACCGAUAUCCGAAGUAGACAUGACGUAUUCGAUGGACUGCUACUUCCGGCAGUCGUGGGUGGACCGGCGGCUGGCGUUCACUGGGGGAUCCAAGGAGACGCUGGCGCUGAGCAUCUCGAUGCUGGCGCGCAUCUGGAAGCCGGACACGUACUUCUACAACGGCAAGCAGUCCUACCUGCACACCAUCACCACGCCCAACAAGUUCGUGCGGCUCUACCGGGAUGGGCGCGUCCUCUACUCCUCCAGGUUGACCAUCAAGGCCGGCUGCCCCAUGAACCUGGAGGACUUCCCCAUGGACACGCAGCGCUGCCCGCUCAAGUUCGGAAGCUUCGGCUACACGACGACGGACGUGGUGUACCGCUGGAACCGGCAGCGCACGGUGGCCAUCGCGGAGGACAUGAAGCUCUCGCAGUUCGACCUGAUCGCCACGCCGUCCGCCAACCAGACGGACGUCCUCAAGUCCGUGUCUGUGAGUGCAGGCGAGUACUCGAUGCUGCUGGUGAGCUUCCACCUGCAGCGGCACAUGGGCAACUUCCUGAUCCAGGUGUACGGCCCCUGCGUGCUGCUGGUCGUCCUCUCGUGGGUCUCCUUCUGGCUCAACCGCGAAGCCACCGCCGACCGCGUCUCUCUCGGAAUAACGACGGUGCUGACGAUGACCUUUCUGGGCCUCGAAGCAAGGACCGACCUCCCAAAGGUGCCCUACCCCACCGCCCUCGACUUCUUCGUGUUCCUCUCGUUUGCUUUUAUUUUUGCAACCAUCAUACAGUUCGCCGUGGUGCACUACUUCACCAAGUACGGAUCCGGGGAGUGCUACUUCAGCUCCGACCUCAGCUCCGUCUCCAGCUCCGACGAGGAGGACGAGGACACGUGGUCGGCGCGGCGCAGGCGCACCAUCGAGCUGCCGGGUGAGCCCGGCUCGGUGGCGCCGGGGGGCCGCAAGGCGAGCUCCGGCAGCGUGGGCGGCGUGGGCGGCCGGGGUGGCUCGUUCCUGAGGAGGCUGCAGGCGGCCGCCACGCCGCAGCCCUCCUCCUCGUCGUCCGCCGACUCGGCCAGGUUCGUCGAGGUCAUCCCGCUGUCCGAGCUGCGCGUGCUGCCCGCCUCGGCGAGGCGCCGGCCCAGCGCGUGGUCACAGCAGCAGCAGCAGCGGGCAGUACAGGAACGCUCCUGUGGCCUUCGCAGGUCCGUGUCGUGCCUGAGCCGACCCCCGGAGGCGUCCCCGCAGCCCGCGCUGUCGCUGCAGCUGCAGCAGCCGCACGCGUGCCGCUCGGCGCCCAGGAAGAAGCGGCGCACGCCGCGCUUCAACUCCGUCUCCAAGAUCGACCGCGCGUCGCGCAUCGUCUUCCCGCUGUGCUUCCUCGCCAUCAACAUGUUCUACUGGUACUCCUACCUGUGGCGCAGCCGCCGCCUCUACCACGUGCGCGCCAGCGGCGACGCGGCCGCGUCGUAGCGCCGGCAAGCAGGAGGAAGCCGCCGGCCGGCGCCGCUGCACUCGCAGAAGCCGAACUGGGGAUUUUUUCCGAGCUGUUCCAGGGACGCACGGAAGCUCGCCGCCCGACAUUAUCUCAACCUUUUUCUCAGAUAACAAUUUCUCAGCAGAGAAGUGCCGUUCAGAACUUUGUCAAUCGCAGAAGUGGUGCUGGGAGUGUACUGGAGAGGCAAAACUUGGGAAGAACCUUCACAACCAACUACGCAACUGUAGACUUAAAAACGUGUAAGCUGUUCGUGUCAGAAUGUAACCGAACGGCUUUCUACGCGCUUAUGAACCUC